Messenger RNA from Aspergillus costaricaensis CBS 115574, 1789 nucleotides. RefSeq lists its product as uncharacterized. The transcript is spliced from 2 exons. The coding region runs from base 134 to 1390 and encodes 418 amino acids. The record is from RefSeq and is a predicted model, not a curated record. NCBI's taxonomy places the organism in Eukaryota, Fungi, Ascomycota, Eurotiomycetes, Eurotiales, Aspergillaceae.
CUUUCAUAAGGCCGCUUUUUUUCAUCCAAACGUCACCUAAUAUCCUCCUUUUUUUACGAGAUAAUUUCAGUCCCGGAAUUCUGCUUUUUCCUUUCAUCUAGUAUAUCAGCAACAAUCCACAUUAUUUUCUAAAAUGGAGUACCACUUCGUUCCUCCGGAGGAGCGCGCCAGAGACGAGAAGGGUAACCUCCUACCCUGGGGCUACGUUUACAAAGAUGAAUCUCGCAACCCUCGUCGACCCCCCGAAGAAUCUGGCCCAUUUGGCAAGCGCAGAAACGCCCGCUAUGAACACACCCGAUCUCGCACACGCACCGGCACACCAGCAGCAAAGCGCGAAAACCCCAAUGUAGCAGAAUUCGGGCGUCUAUUCGCCCAACAACAAGAAGAGGAGAAAGCGCGCAGCAACACCCUUCCCAAGUCAUCCUCCGCUUCCAACCUCGACAACGCCCGGAAGCAGCAGACAGAGAAGGUCGCAACCGAGUGCAUACUAUACGGUUACAAGAGCAAGGACUUCGAAUGGAAAGUGAUCGACAAGUACGAGCGGAUCUCUCGCGGGUUCAUCUGUGAGGACUAUCCGCGGACCGACCCCAAUGCUUUGAACGGGUAUUCGCAGCUCCUGAGCGGCGGUGAUGUGGUCAUCCGGGCGAACCUAUCAGCGGACGCGAAUCGCAAAUCGAAGCGCUAUGCGGGCGGAUUUCACUGGAUUAAAGUCACGUUUGAUUCGACGACAGCGGCCGAUCGCGCGUGCUUCUACUCUCCGCAGGAAAUCGAUGGCCAUUUGGUCUUUUGUGAGCUGUAUCAUGGCCAGGGACCUGCGGAGGAUGCCCCUAUCGUACAAGGAUCCAUGGAGGCGACUCGUCUCCAGUCAAAGGCGGCGCCUCGCACUUUGACUUCGUCGCAUUCGACGAGUUUCCUCCAACCGAAGGACACAGCCACCAAGGAACGCCAUACGCUGCCGAGAUCUUUCGCCUCGAAUAACCUGUCCAGUAUCCUCGAUGCCCAUGAAGAGGAGUCGCAGGAAUCAUCAUCAACCCCCACCGCUAGCUCCGCAACAGCCACCGCCAUCGAGCAACCAGCACCCUUGCAGCAGCGCACAGUCGUAAAGGAGCCCAAGCCCGAAUCAGACUUCAUGACGCAUAUCCCGACGGUGCGUCGGACGAAGCUCCGUCCCAUUACAGAAGCCCUUCCACCUCAGCCUACAGUCACAGAGCGAGUGCUGCGCUCCAUCCCUAUUCUCAGCUGGUUCACGGGUGAUAUCGUAGGCGAUGGACCUCAGCUCCGCGAAGACGGGGCAUUCGAUUUCGACAAGUCGAACACCUACUGGAAAUUCUGGUACAUGGUCGAUAGAGUCCUGGGGACAGAUAUCUGCGGACUGAAGGAGGAGUCAUGACAUCUCAUAUCUAUCCCUUUCACUCCUAUUUGCUAUAUAUCAAUGGAACAAAGACUCCUUGAGAAGAGCAGGGGGAAAAAAACGAGGACAAGAGAAAAAUCGACCACACGCGUCGAUUGAACCCAAGUCCAGUCCCGUGGAACCAGACGGUGCCCUCGUUUUCUCUCCUAGCAGAUACCCUGAUGCAUGUACGAUAGUGCUUUGCUUCUUUUCCGUGUUUGUCAACGAUGAUGCUUGAUUGUUGACAGUUUUCCUUUAACGAAGAGUGUGGUUUGUGGCGCUGCAUUGUCAGCUUGUGUCUUUUUAUUCUUUCGAACUUUUUAUUUUGCAUAUUAAGUGUCUGGCGCUGGGUAUACGGUCAUUCAUUUCAUUGUUGGGCUGCAUAGAGAUGCGAUGGAG